This is a messenger RNA of Rhagoletis pomonella (apple maggot), 1826 nucleotides long. RefSeq names its product serine/threonine-protein kinase S6KL (gene S6KL). The transcript is spliced from 10 exons. Lineage: Eukaryota; Metazoa; Arthropoda; Insecta; Diptera; Tephritidae. The coding region runs from base 145 to 1749 and encodes 534 amino acids. The record is from RefSeq and is a predicted model, not a curated record. Gene Ontology annotation, biological process: protein phosphorylation. Gene Ontology annotation, molecular function: ATP binding; protein serine/threonine kinase activity.
AUUCGUUCGCUAAAGUCCACUCGUUAACUUUUGCUUUUCUCGUUUCUGCUCGAUGGAAGAAGGAGAAGCUUGGUUCGCGUUAUUUUCCAUAAUAAAAGGUGAAAGCAAAACAAACCCAAUAAAUGCACUGCAAGCGAAACUUUAAUGGGAAACAGUGCUAGUGCGACCAGGAAUGAGCAGGCCAUACCGUCGUCCAAGCAACGGCAGCAGCAGGAGAGUAUUGGUGAACAAGAGUUGGGUGUACGUAUACACGACAAAAAAUUAAACGCGGAAAAGAAAACAGAACCACAACACCAAAACGGUUCCCACAUUAACAAAUUCAGCAUCCAUAGGACACGAAGUAAAAGUUCGACAAACAGCAAGAAACCUGAAGAAUAUGAAACAGGACUACGUAGUGAAGGGCAAUUAGCUGCUAACACAAGCGGAACACAGCGCACACGACAGGCUUCCGCUUGGAGUUUCGGUAGCCUAAGUGGUCGUCUAAAUUGGAGCUUUUCUGGUGGUGCUAAUAGAAGUUCAUUCCACAAUCGCAAUAAGUCAACCAGAAAAAGUUUAACUUCAGCUCAGCAGCGGCGAUCCAAAACUCAAUGGCACACGCCGCUCACCAAUGCCAUAUUCAGUUCACACUUUAAGGAGGCCAGUCGCAACGAACACUUCCACAUUGUACAUCUCGUGGCUAAGGGUGCGUUCGGUGUUGUCUUCAAAGUAAUUAAUAAACACUACGCACAAGAAUUGCAAAACCAGCAGUCACCAGCAGCAGCGGUGCAAAAGCAGGCAGGCGGCAGAUCACCAACGCCCCUACAUCCUGCACCCUUUUAUGCGCUUAAAGUGUUGAAAAAGUCUAGAAUAAUUGAGGAAAAUGGCGUGCAGCAAUUAAAAGACGAAGCGGAUAUCCAGAAGUUGUGUGGCCAUCACCCCUUUAUUGUGCAACAAGUGGAUGCGUGGCAAAAUCGCCGUAAUUUGCAUAUACUUCUAGAAUAUGUGCCGAACGGGGAACUGUUCUGCAAACUGACUAAUUUCUCCUUGGAACUUAUUCGGAUAUAUCUAGCGGAAAUCGCACUGGCUAUUGACUUUCUCCACAAUGCUGGUGUAAUUUAUCGUGACGUUAAGCCGGAAAACAUUCUGCUGACUGCCGAUUUCCACAUAAAACUAACUGAUUUCGGGCUUAGCAAGUGGCUGCGCUUGGGUGCAACUACGCGAACAAUGUGCGGCACUUUCCAAUAUAUGGCUCCGGAAGUGUUGCGUGGUGAGCCCUACGGGCACGCUAUCGACUGGUGGUCACUAGGCAUACUCAUCUGCCAAAUGCUCAUCCGAACGACUCCCGAUAUUCGCACAUUUCUGGACAUUGCUUUGCCUGCAGCAUAUAUUAAAAAAGGAGAUAGUGUUGACCAAGCUACAGCGCCUUCAACAAAACCUUCAAAGGAUGAAGAUAUAUCCAGACAUUGUUUGUUUGAGGAAGAGCAACAUCAGGCUGUUCUAACGCAUAGCUUCUUGCCACUCGAAAUCGAAGAACUACCACAUGAGGCCAAGGAUGUACUCAAACGCUUGCUAGAGGUGGAUCCAAAACAGCGGUUGCGUUCAGUCUUGACACUGCAAAAAAUCGCACUAUACAAAAAUUUUAAAAUUGAUUCGAAAUAUUUGCUCAAUCUCCGUCCAAUGGAUCUGAUAAGCCCUGAAGAUAUUGUUGCCUUUACACAUUCCUCCGAAGACGAAAGUGACUGGGAAGAAAGACAAUUUUACAAAUUUUAAAUCCAAUAAUUAAGUAAUAUCAGUCAAGUUUAUACUUCUAUUUAAUACAAAAGGAUUCAUGUAUGAAUUCCUGCAGA